This is a messenger RNA of Phycomyces blakesleeanus NRRL 1555(-), 692 nucleotides long. RefSeq lists its product as hypothetical. The record is from RefSeq and is a predicted model, not a curated record. The coding region runs from base 30 to 581 and encodes 183 amino acids. Lineage: Eukaryota; Fungi; Mucoromycota; Mucoromycetes; Mucorales; Phycomycetaceae. The transcript has 6 exons.
UUUUCUUUUUCUUUUUUAAAACACAAAUAAUGAGCAGACCUCAAGAAGAUGGUAUCAUUCGCUACGGUGACCAUGUUUCAUUGAAGCAUGUCAUGACCGGACGUUUCUUGACCUCAGUUCCCGAGAACUACGAGAGUGGAAGCUAUCAGCAAAAGACUUUUGCUGGUGAAUGGGAGUCUAGUGAAGAGUCAACUUGGAUUGUAAUUCCUCCUGUCGAGACUGAGGAGGAGCGCGGUUAUGAAGUCGGCUGGGAUGACCUUGUCCGUCUCAAGCACGUCCCUACCAGAGCCAAUCUCCACAGCCAUGAGAUUCCCAGCCCUGUCUCUCAGCAGCAGGAGGUUUCUUGCUUCGGAAGUGAUAAUGAGACCGAUGAAAACGAUGUCUGGAGAGUCAUCAAAUUUUACGAGGAUAGCGACGAGUAUGAUAAUUUCUGGCGCGUUGACCAGGCCUUCACUCUCAAACAUGAGCAAACCGGAUUCGUCUUGCACAGUCAUGACUUCACUAUUGAGGAUAACCGCAACGAGAUCACUGUCUAUCCUGAAGGUGAUGAUGAAAACAACAAGUGGAUUGUUGCGGAGUAAAUAGAUUUCCUUCAAACUUUAUCUUAGCUUCCGAUUUUCCGGUGUUGUAAAAAUAAGAAAUAAAUAAAUAAAUAAAAAAGCAAGGUCUUUGGCUCUCUUUAUGUUAUAUUU